CUGACAAACAACACUGAUUUUGUUUGGUUAGUUUCAGCACAAAUUGAAGUGAUUCCGUGCAAAGUUUGUGGCGACAAAUCAUCUGGAGUACAUUACGGUGUCAUAACUUGUGAAGGAUGUAAAGGAUUUUUUCGUCGAAGUCAGUCAACUCUGAACAAUUAUCAGUGCCCAAGGCAACAGAAGUGCAUUGUUGAUCGGGUAAAUCGCAAUAGAUGUCAAUAUUGUCGCUUAAAAAAGUGCCUUGAACUCGGAAUGAGCCGAGACGCAGUCAAAUUUGGUCGAAUGAGCAAAAAACAGCGUGAAAAAGUUGAAGACGAAGUCCGUUUGCAUAAGCAAAUGGCGGAAGUUCAAGGGAUUUCUUAUUCACCAUACGGUAACUAUUCCCCUCCUGCAGCAGCAACACAUCCAGCGGCUGUCUACAGUAAUAACUACGAAUCAUCCGUAGCGUACGCUGCAACGUCUUAUUCAACAAAUGCUACAGGUUACGCUGCGGCUGCUCCUGUUAGUUAUCCAUCAGUUCAGGGGCAAGGCUAUUCCAUUGCUCAACAGGCAGCGGUGCCUGCUCCGAGUGGUGGAUAUCCUCAACAAACUAUUGGCGCAUCACAACCUGAUGAAGACUUAAUUGCGGGAGUUACGGCUGCUUUUGAUUCCGCGCACGGCUCAGUUGCCGUCACUGCGGCAGAUCGAAUAGCUGCCGCAUCUACAAGUGCUUACACCGAGCAACAGUACCGCACUAUGGUAAAUCGUUAUAUUACAUGCACUAAUUACUUAACAAACAGUUAG
This is a messenger RNA of Thelazia callipaeda (thelaziosis nematode), 783 nucleotides long. The record is from the annotation of a GenBank genome assembly. NCBI's taxonomy places the organism in Eukaryota, Metazoa, Nematoda, Chromadorea, Rhabditida, Thelaziidae.